ACAAUUAAACUUGCUACUUGUAAUCAAGAUAUAAUAUUAGAGCAGCAAGAACUAGAUAUUGACAUAUUAGUAGUAGAUUUAACCUCUCAAAAUUUAGAUUCAGAAAUUGAAAACCAACUAAAUAUAUAUUUAAAUUUCAACAAUUCAUAUAUUUUAACUGAGGAAAAGCUUAAUGAUUCUGAAAUUAUCAAAGUUGUAUUGAUGAAGCAAAUUAAUUUGAACAUAGAGAUUCUAAUGAUUUGA
This is a messenger RNA of Scutellospora calospora, 243 nucleotides long. NCBI's taxonomy places the organism in Eukaryota, Fungi, Glomeromycota, Glomeromycetes, Diversisporales, Gigasporaceae. The record is from the annotation of a GenBank genome assembly.